Halichondria panicea is the source of this 7587-nucleotide messenger RNA. RefSeq names its product centrosomal protein of 290 kDa-like. The record is from RefSeq and is a predicted model, not a curated record. The transcript is spliced from 44 exons. NCBI's taxonomy places the organism in Eukaryota, Metazoa, Porifera, Demospongiae, Suberitida, Halichondriidae. Gene Ontology annotation, cellular component: ciliary transition zone; centriolar satellite. Gene Ontology annotation, biological process: ciliary transition zone assembly; non-motile cilium assembly. The coding region runs from base 476 to 7453 and encodes 2325 amino acids.
UCCCAUAAUAGACUUGUGUAGAGCUGCCACGAACAGUCAACUAGCUAGCCUAGGCUAACCUGAACACUCCUUUGGCAGUUGAUACAUCAAAACAACAGGUACAAUCAUUGAAUCAAAUUACAAUAGCUACAAAAACUGAUAAAUAGCUAGCUGGUGUCAUUAAGCCUUUUAAAGUUAAAUGAAAGCACCGCAGGUGCUGUUGCCGAGGUGGAGGUGUCAAAGCAACUAACAUAAAGCUAUGCAUAAACAGCAAUGUAGCCUCGGUCCACAGGCCGAUUUUUUUUUUAGGCGACCUAGCGUUCAAUUCUAGCGUUAUUUUAGAGACAACUCGGCUGCAUGGGAGCGAUGGAUUUAAGACCUUUUACCCUGACGAUCCUCCUCUGGUUAAACGCCCCUACUCGAACUCUAGGCCGGCUAGAGCACACAGAAUAUUUUCGAUUUUAAUAGCUUUCAAGAGCUGUAGCUCAGUUGGGCAAUGGACUGGUCGGCGUUGAGUACCACCAACCUCUCUGAGCUGCAUAGCCACCAUGAUCUACUAGGAGAGGUGUUCCAGUUCAUCCUGAGCAAUGAUAUACCAGCUCAAGUACAAGACCCUAACCACCUACUCUCAGUGAUGCAGUUGGUGAUACGGAACAAGGGGGCGGAGUUACAUGAGCUGGAGGAGGAGGCGGUCGACCUGGUCGAGCGUCACAAUGUAGUCGAGGCCAACGUGGGCGUCUCAGAGAGGGAACUAGUGGAGAAAAUUGCCCGGCUUGAGAAGGAUCAACGAGCUGGUCAGUUGCUCAUACAAGAUCUCCGUGCACAAGUGGGGGCUACCCCUCAGGCCACCACUCACCAGCUCAGGCGUCUACGUGACGAGAUGGAGGACCUUAGAUUAGAGGCAACAAAAGACAAGAGGUUGUUGAGCCAAGAGAAGGCGGAGUCUCAGCGACUCGUUGAGGAAUUGUCCGCUGAGAGGUUAAAGGUCAGACAGUUGGAGAGAAACGUGACUGAGCUGCAAGUGACUGUGGACGAUUACCAUGAUCAGCUACACAGGUCAAAGGUCAAGAGUGGUGGGCCGGGGGACAACAAUUAUCGACAAAUGAUGAUAGAGAAAGAAGUUGAAUAUUCCAAACUAUUGGAUGACUUUCAGCUGAUGGCUAACUCAUUUGAGGAGACAAAGGACGAAAUGAAGAGUCUGACCGCUCAGUUGGAGGCAGUAAAAGAAGAGAGGAUGAUCCUCGCAGAAGAAAACCAGCAGAUUAGAGAAGCACUUUCUCAUGCGGACGGUCGCUGUGGCGAUGUUGAGGCGUCCAAUCAGCAGCUAGCAUGUCAGGUGGAGGACCUACAGGAGAGGAUCAGUGAGGCAUCUGGUGCAGAAGGGGAGAUCAUGGCACUCGUCAGUAGGAAGGCAAAGGAGUGGGAGGCACUCCUGUCGGCCAAGCAUACUGAGCUGGAGAGGUGUGGUGAGAGGGUGACAGAUUUGGAGGGUCAGUUGAGAGCUGCACAGAGACACUCAGACAAGGCCAGUGCACUCAAGAUGAAGAAGCGUCUCCAGGAUCAAGAUCGACAGCUGGUGUCUCUUCAGCGAGAACUGUCCGAGGCUACAACCACCAUCACUACACUCACAGACCAACUGGAGGGGGUGGGGCAGGUGGGCGUGGCUCACAAGAAGGAGGUCAAAGUGCAGACGCUGGAGAGAGAAUUGGACAUGGAAGUAGAGAGAAGAAAAAAUGCUGAGGUGGGUGUCGGAGAGAAGGACAGAGAACUGGUCAGCCUGAGGAAGAGGGUGUCCGACUAUCAGCAGGGUAUUACCGGACUCAGCGAGGCCGUGGAGGCUAUAAAGAAAAAGAAAAAAGAGCUUGCCAUCAGAGACAGUGAUAUUGCUGCCCUCACUCGAGAGCUGAACAACCUGUCUGACGGGUUGAACCAGUUGAGCGAGGAGAACGAGGCGUUACGAGAGCAACUUGGAUUAGAUCCUAGGCAACAGGUUGACCUUUCACCUCUGAGAUUCCGUAAAAAGAACGAGUUCGAAAAAUUGAAUCAAGAAUACAAACUGCUUUCAAACGAGUUGGAAUGUUUAAAGGAGGAUAACUUGUUGCUACGUAAACAGCUUGUACAAGCACAGGUUGCAGCCGUCCAAUCAGAUUCAAACAAGGGAAGAGUGCGAUUGAGCUCAAGGCCUGGGAAAAAUGAAGCACCAAAUGAAGACAAUACAGAUGGGCUGGUGUCUCGCUUACAAGAGCUGGAGGUCGCUUUAGAAAGAGAGAAAAGUGCCAGACAAGAAGUGGAGAGGGACAGACUCAAGGUCAAAGAGCAGUUGAAAAUAUCAAUGGCUAAAAGCAAAGCGUCUGUACAACCACAAGCAGUGUCACUUCCUCCCACUCCACACCAUCACACAACUCACACCCCCCCAUCAUUGACAGAUCUCAAAGAGCAGCUACAGCAAGCUCAGAGAAGCUCCCAACAACUAACUAGACAACUAUCUGACAAACAGAGAAAGAUUGAUAAUCUAGAAAAACAAUUUCAAGCUCUCAAAGUAUCAAAGACUGGUUACCAGCCCCUCCCACUUCCGGAGGGUCUUUCCCCAAAAUCCAAUGACGUCAUCAACUCCCUCAACGAGCAUCUACUACAUGUGCUGAGUACGCUGAAGCAACGGGAACAGGAAGUGGGUGUGGCACAGGAAGCUCUGGAGAAGUACCAGCGCAAGUUCUCAGUCAUCAUUCAUCAACAAGGUAUUCUGUACCAAGAGUACAGUGAUGCUCGACGCAGCUGGGAGGAAGAAAAAGAGAAACUACUCCAUGAUAAUCGGCAGUUGGCCUCGUGCAGGGAACAGGACCAAGUGCACAUGCAGCAACUCAAGAGUCUGCAGGAGGUGCUCUCUGCUGAUCCAGACGAAACUCGGAGGAAGAUGGCCGACCAAUCACGUAAGAUCACCCUCCUCACAGUGAAUGAGAGAACAAUGAUGAGGAAACUAGCGCUGGCAACGGAGGCCGAGAAACAACUGAGAAAGGACAACUCCAGACUGAGCAGUGACCUGGUGAGACUAGAGAAGGCGGCCACUGAGAGAAUAGGAGAUCUGCAGAGGUGUAAGGAGGCGAGUGUGUUCCAGAUGAGCAGUCUCCAGUCUCAGCUCAGUGAGAGUGUACCCACGGCUCUAUUAGACCAGGCCAAUAGGGAAUACCGGGAAAUGGUCGUCAAGUAUCAGCGACUGCUCCAGCUACAGACUGCCUAUACUGCUAGUGAUGCCAACAGUGAGAGACUGCAGGCUGAAGUGUGUAUGCUGACUGAGCAAUUAGAGUCGGUCAAACAAGAGCUUCAAUCUGAGAAACAGAAGAGCCUUCUCUUGACGGCCUCAUGCAGCCCCAGUGCUGCUAGCCCCUCCCCACACAGUGAGAGGCUGGUCACACUGGAGAUGAAGGAACUGAACGAGAGACAGAGAGCUGACCUCGCCACUACCAGAGUGAGGCAGCUUCAAGCCACCCUUCUCCAGUUAGAGCAAAGAAACAAAUCUUUAGAAGACAAAUUCUCUGAACUAUCUCAACGACUGCUGCAAUCACAAACCACGGAGUCUGAACUGAGAGACCAACUAGCUACUACUCUCACAGAGGAGGAAAAGACGUUGCUGCAAUCUGACGUAUCGAAAUUGAAGGAAUCCGAAAAUCAACUCAAAUUGGAAAAUAGCCAAUUAAAGGAAGUGUCCGAAAUUGCCAGGCAACAAUCAGUUGCCAUGGAAAUGCGGCAGAAAUCACAUGACAUUGAGUUGGUGUCGUUACGACAUCAGUUGCUUGAUCUGCAAAUACAGAACGAUAAUAAAACAGCCCUGGGUAAAGUACACCAUCAACUGGUGGCUCUAGAAAUCAGCGAAGCCAAAGCUUUGAAGAAUCUGGAAGAGAGCAGUCACAAGAUAUCGUUGUUGGAGGCGUCUUUGUUGAGAUGUGAGAUUGAGCGAGAUUCGCUGUGUGAUAGAGUGUGUUCUGUGAGGGCCGUGGGCGUGCACAGGACCAGGCAACUCAGGACCACCGUGCAGGCUCUCAGGAGGCGAUAUGCAGGGUGUGUGCCUUUGGUGGAGCAGGAAAGGUAUGUGGAGCUGGUGGGACGUGUGAGGGCUGACAAACGAGAAGCCGAGAGAUUGAGGGAGGCAGCAAAGAAAAACAUGGAAAAAACCGAAGACAAGUUAGCGGAGCUUGGUUUACAACACUCCAACCUACAAGAAUUGCUAGGAGCAUUGACAGACCGUACCUCGUCGAGUGUGGCUGCUAGACUAACAGAGUGGCACGCUAGACUAGGAGAAACACGACUCAAAGAAAUGAAGACUAAGAGAGAAAAUGGACGACUGAAAGAGAAUGUGAAGCACCUCGAGACUCUCCUCUCUCAGAGUGAGGGAUCCUUCGAUAGACUUGACAGAGAACUUGUGGCAAUCACCAAGGAGUAUGAGAGUGCUCGGGAGAGUUGGGAGGUGAGGGAGGGAGAGUUAGAGCAGCAACUGGAGGAUACAAAGAAAGAGAUCACCUCCAAACCCAAUGUGCCACUCAAAAAACUACACGUUGGUCCUGACCUCCCCAGUCGCUCUAAACCACACGAGAGCAUCGCCCGGAAACUAUUCCACGCUGACAACAGGCCACCAUCACCAGACUCUGAUAUAUCCAGCCAGAACAACAGCUCUACUAAAGACGCUCUACUAGAUAGAGUAGCAGCCACUGCAUACGGAAACCAUACAAACGAUAAGCCCGGUAAAAAUGGUGGGAAACGUGAUCAAAGUCGUUUGGAACGAGCUCUGACUGAAGCACAGCGUGUGUUACUCCUGAGAGAGAGGGAGGUGACAGAGUUACGGUCAGAGCGGAGGGUGGAAGGGGGUGUGUCCAAUGGGGCGGAGCUUCGGGUGUUAGAGGGACGAUUGGAGACGUCUAAUGAGAUGGUGGAGCAACUCAAGACAGAGGUGGUUGAGAAGGACAGACAAGUGACUAAAUAUCAAGACCUCUUACAAAAAGCUCGUCAUGAACUCAAAGACUCGAGUCACGCUCACCAACAAGAACUGGCAGCUGUCAGAAAACAACUCCAAUCUCAGGCUGACUCUGCUGUUAGCCAACUAAGAGAAGCUGCUCUGGAGAUAGCCAACAUUCCCCCACCACCGUCCAGUGGCCUGUCAGAGGAGCAACUGGACAGACUCAGAGAACUAGAGGAGGUGACGGCAGACCAGGAGAGGGGCGUGGUUCAACUGACCAAUCAGGUGGAGGCACUAAAGAGAGAGUUGGAGGACUCUGAGAGGGGCCACCACACACAGCUGAUGAAACUGAGGAAGACAAUGGACGAACUGAGAGGGCAGCAUCGCAAGGAGGUCAAAGAGCUCACAGCCACCAUAUCUGAUCGCUCGACUCGUGCCUCAGAACUAGAGGUGGAACUGGAGGUGUUGGAGGGAGAGCUGUCAGCCGCUCAGCAAGCAGCCAAACAAGCGCCCUCUCGUAGCUUGAAGGGACUCGUGGAGAGACUGCGCGAACAGUUAACACUCAAGGAGAAGCAACAAAGGGCCCUGAGUCAGGCAUUGCUGCAAGUGAGGGCUGACCUGGUGGAGACUGUCCAGCGUACAGUGGAGGGUGUGGCAGACCGGGAGAGACAGGAGAUCAAUGUUAAACUACUAGUGGAGAAAAGAACGACUGUGCUACAGGAGCAAAUGGACAACCUCACUCAAACACUCACUGUUCAAUUGGAAGAAUCUAAAGCAGGAGAGGCAGCAAAAGACGAGGAAAUAACAGUACUCUCGAAGGGAAUGGUAAAGGUCAAAGGGCAACUCCAAAAGGUAGAGGCUGAACUAGAACUGAAGAGGCGUGGCUUGGAACAGUCCAAAAGCCGAGAGAGGAAACUGGCCAAUGAGAUUCACGAGCUUCAUGUUCAACUGGAGCAAAGGUCGCCAGAUGUUGAAGAGUUGCAGAAAAAAAUAAAAGUCCUUCAAGGGAGGCUAGAAAAAGAGAAAUGUCGAGUCAGCGAGGAGAUAUCCCGUGGUACGCAGAGGGUGGUCGGGAAACGAGUCGAUCAAUCUGUGGAAGCGCAAGUAGAGAAUAAGCUUCGUGGUGGCAGUGCGGAGGUGGCUCGUUGGGAAGAAAGCAAGAAAUGGCAAAAGAAGGUGGAGACAUUGCGGACCAAGCUAACAGAGAAACAGAGAGAGUUGGAGCAUGCGCACAGGACAGUGCAGUCACUCAAGGACACUCUAACCAGAUCUGAGAGAGAAAGAAGUAUUCUACAGGGAAAACUGAAGGCUGCUCAGAAAGCCACUGCUGAGUCAGCAAUUGUUCCAUGGAUCGGAGGCGAAGCACAAAAGAAACUGCCGUCUGUUGAGACAGAGUCCCUUUGUAGUCGUAUCUACGAACUGGAAGAGGAGGUUAGUCAUCUGAAGAGAGAGUUGGUGCGAGGGAGAGAGGGGGAACUGUUUGAGACGAGGGGACGUUGUGAGCAGCUGACGAGGACAGUGGAAGCUCUGGAGGAGCAACUAGGGCAGCAGCACCCUGGCAGCUCUCAGCUGAUUGCCCUGAGGGAGAGGGAGGAUGCCUUGAGGGCAGAGCUACUCACAACUCAGAGGGAGAACAUGACUCUAAGGUUUGACUACGAACAAGCUAUCCUGGAGCUACCCAGGCUAAAGAGUCGCCUGAGUGACCAACAGCUGUAUGUUGAGGCACUCCAGAGCUCAGGGGCAGGAGACAAUGUGCGACCAAUUACCAGCAAGAAGGACGGGGGUCAAAGUGCAGCCGAGUUGGAGCGUGUGGUGAGUGCCAUGCGGAGGGUGAUUGAGCGACUACAGACAGAGAACACCUCCCUAAAGAGCCGAGCAAAGGUCAACGGGGUCAAGAGCACCACCCUAACCGCACUGGAGAAAGAGAACAAAAAAUUGAAAUCUGACCUGGCGGAGGCUGUGUCCAGCUCUGGAGGCGGUGUGUCUGUCAGGCUGCCCUCUGCCACCGAGAAGAUUGUCACUGAGAACGACAAACUAAGGAAAGAAAUAAAGAAGGAUCAAGAUCUGAUCAACAAGUUGCAACUGUCCAAUGUAACACUGAAGUUGGAGAACAGUAAACUACAGCAAGAGCACGACUCAAGACACCCUCUCACCACCAGUCAUGAUCAUGAUCACAGCUGUGAGGAACGUGUGGAGUGGCUGCAGACUGAGUUGGAGAAGAAGACGGCCAUGUUGAUGGAGGUCAAGAGAAGCUUGCGAGAAACUGUUGACAGAGAGAGACAAAUCAAGGAGCUAGCCACAGAUACUGAGUUAUCAGAGAAGUUUCUGACAGUGUCCAGAGAGAAGGACGCACUGCAGGAGCAGGUGGCUCAGCUCAAGAAGGAGCUUGAUGCGUUUGACCCGAGCUUUUUUGAGGAGAUCGAGGACCUCAAGUUCAAUUACCAGGAGUGUGUGCGGAGAAAUGUUCAGUUAGAAGAGCAGAUGACUCAGCAGUACGGUGUCACCAUAGAAACAGCGGAGAAUGUGUAAACUGACUGUGUAUAGUUACUAUGAGGCUUAUCACUUAUUUAUUCUCCUAACAUUAUACUGCAUGUAUAUAUUCAACAAUUUUUAUCGUAUUUGUCGUGUCAAAUUCUAAAGAAAGGUGGUAUAAUUAUUAUAAA